Molecule: messenger RNA, 738 nt
Organism: Rhizophagus irregularis DAOM 181602=DAOM 197198
Lineage: Eukaryota; Fungi; Glomeromycota; Glomeromycetes; Glomerales; Glomeraceae
Source: RefSeq, a predicted model, not a curated record
CCUAUGACUGAAUCAUACACGUAUCACUCGCCAACACCAACAAUACUAUUGGAAACACAGAAACCCUGCAUUCUUGGCGUAGACGAAGCUGGUCGAGGACCAGUCCUUGGUCCUAUGUGCUUUGGGGUUGCUUAUUGUGCAAUUUCCGAAUAUGAAGAAUUGAUAGACGAGGAAUAUAAAGACAGCAAAAAGUUGGACGAAAAAAAAAGAGAAUUAUUACUUCAACGUAUUAUUAAUAAUCAAGAUAAUGUUGGGUGGGGAGUACGUUCUUUGUCACCUCAAGACAUUUCAACAAUGACUAUACGUGAUAAAAUUAAUCUCAACGCACAAUCUCACUCUUCCACUAUACAACUAAUACAUGAUGUCAUAAUUACUGGGGUAAACAUUAAAAAAAUUUAUGUUGAUACGGUUGGACCACCAGAAAAAUACAGGAAUUUACUCGCAGCACAAUUUCCCCAACAGGAAAUAAUUGUUGAGAAGGCUGCUGACGAUAAGUUUCCUAUCGUUAGUGCAGCAAGUAUUUGCGCAAAAGUAACUCGAGACCAUAUUUUAAGAGAUUGGUGUUUUAUUGAAGAAAAUUUAACUGAUCCCGACUUGUACAAAUAUGGUUCCGGUUAUCCCAAUGAAAAAACCAGACUAUGGCUAGAAAGGAAUGUAUAUCCUAAUCUUUUGGGCUUUUAUCCUUCGAUUGUAAGAUGGCAUUGGAAACCUGCCAGACAAAUCCUUUAUAAUAAAGGA